Gossypium arboreum is the source of this 675-nucleotide messenger RNA. RefSeq lists its product as uncharacterized. Bases 1 to 675 code for a protein of 224 amino acids. The record is from RefSeq and is a predicted model, not a curated record. The transcript is spliced from 2 exons. NCBI's taxonomy places the organism in Eukaryota, Viridiplantae, Streptophyta, Magnoliopsida, Malvales, Malvaceae.
AUGAUGCAAGAAAGAAAUCAGGCUCAGCAACCUUCUCCCUCUACUGCACCAUCUGUAGCACCUCCUGUUGUACCUCCACCUCAUUCGGUAACUGAAUCUAAGAAGCGUACUCUGAUAGAAAAUCUCAGAAAGUUUAGGGCUGAAGAAUUCUGGGGUAGGUCAGAUGAUGAUCCUGUGAAAGCUGAAUAUUGGCUACAAAAUACAGUAAGAGUUUUUGAAGAAAUGGCUUGUUCUCUGGAUGAUUAUUUGAAAUGUGUUUUUUCUUUAUUGAAAAAGGAGGCAUAUAAUUGGUGGAUGACUAUAGUAGCUGUGGCGCCGAAAGAUAAAAUCACUUGGGAAUUUUUCCAAAGUGAAUUUAAAAAGAAAUAUGUCAGCAAGAGGUAUCUGAAUAAAAAGAAGAGGGAAUUUCUUGACUUGCGACAAGGGUUAAAUGAUGAAAUCAGAAUGAUGAUUGGGGGCAUAGAGAUACGGGAAUUUAUUGUUCUGUCAGUUCGUGCUCAGAAAAUGGAAGAGGUGUACAAUAGAAAAAUGCAAUGGGAGAGAAGGAAUAAAGAAUUCUAUAAGAGAAGCUCCUCCAAAUCAUUUUCAGCAUAUCCAGCUAAAAAGUUUAGAGAUGAUUCCAGUCGACCUACCUCAAUGCUAGAACGAUCAAGUAAGAAUAAGGUGACUCAAUAG